Messenger RNA from Schistosoma turkestanicum, 2448 nucleotides. The record is from the annotation of a GenBank genome assembly. Lineage: Eukaryota; Metazoa; Platyhelminthes; Trematoda; Strigeidida; Schistosomatidae.
AUGUUAGAUGUUGAUAUUCAAUGGGGAUCAGUUGGUAAUAUGAAUGCGACAUCUGUUAGCAAUUUUCAUGCAUUGACGUACAAUCUAGGGAGUACAGAAGCUGAAGAAACUAGUAUUAAUGAGAGUUCCACUGGAGAAUUACAAAAUGUUUUGGGCAAUAACCUUAAUCUUUGUUCGCCUAAAAAAAUGCACAAUGUCAAAGAAAAAAGGCAAGCAAUCUGUCAGUCGAGUCCAUCAGAAGCAUCGAAACAAAAUGUUGCAACUAACAUUGUCGAUAAACCGAAUAAUGGACCGUGGAAUUUAGUUAAAGUUCGUGUAGGCUUUGAUGUUACACGUAAAGGUGAAAGAAGUUUAGUUAUCAACGGGUAUAAAUUUACAAAAUCAAGAGAUGGAAUGGGUGAUCGUGUGUUCUGGCGAUGCUCUCGUCGUGAAUGCAAAGCUACAGCAGUUACUGUAUCAAAUAAAGUAGAGCAUAUACGAUCGAUUCAUUCGCAUUUGCCGCCAGUAGCUGCGGAAUUUUUUUCCAAUGAUUCUUCACGUUAUGAACAAGAAGUACGAUUUAAUAAUUUGGUUUAUACUCAACGUUCCCGUAUCCGUAGGCGUAAACAAUUGAAUCCUUCUGUCAAAUUAUCAAAACAAUCAAUAACUAAACCUUGUUUUCUUGAACAAACGAAAGAAAUAUUCUGCCCAACUUCAUCAACUGUAACAUCAAAUUCAGCUUCGUAUAAGGAAUAUUCUUCAACUCCAAGAAAUAUGAAUAGUUCAAAUGAUAUGUGUUUUGAUGCAAGUGAAUAUACAUCUCCAAUGAAGAAACAACAUUGUUCCGAUGAAGUUUUAUCUAAUUAUUUAACUUUACAAACAAUUUCUACUCUUUUAAAUAAAUGGGUUGAUUCGAAACAAGUGAACAUUGAAAAUGGCGAGGUGAAAAAUCACCUUUCAAAUAUUUCAAAAUCCAUUUUAUCUUCAAAGAAAUUGUCAAAUACUAAUCUCUUGAUUAAUGAAAAUGAUAAAUUAUUCCAGAAUAAUUCAAUUUCAAAUGUAAAUAGUUCUUCAAAUCCAACUCUCAAUAAUGUUCAUGAGGAUACCUUAUCAAAAGUAUCGAAAUUGGAAAGUUUCAAAACAAUAAAUACCUUGGUUACUUCAUCAAAUAAUAUUUAUACUCAUAAUUCACAAAAUGAUUCAAUGAGAAUUAAACAAACAUCUCAAUUCAUCACACAAAACGAUCCUUCUAAUGAAGACGAGAAUAAUCGAAACUUUACUUCAUUAAAAAAUUCUAUCAUUAAUAAUUUAUCCAAAACUCAUCAAUCUGAGUUGAAACAAUUCAUCACAAAUUCCUCUUCAAUCGAUGUUAGUUCUUUUGAAAAUAACACUCAACGACAACUUAUUCCCCUUAAUAAUGAACAAUUGAACGAAUUAUUAAAAAUAAUCAACCAGAUGAACAGUAUUCCAAUUCGAAGCGAAUCUAUGAGUUCACCUUCACUAGUAUCAAGUUCAGUCAAUAAUACUUUGAUCAGCUCUAGUGAGUUGUUAACACUUCCUUAUUCUCAUGUAGCUGGAGGUUUAGCACAAUGCACUACUACUUAUUGCUGUUCCCAUUAUCCAAGAAUUAAUAGUAGAGUUGUGAAUCAUAACAAUGAUUGUUGUAUAUCAUCGUUUCAUCAUAUUUGUUGUAGUUCUACAAAUCCAAUUUUAAAUCCAUCAAUUAAUUCUUCUGUAAAUAAUUAUCCAAGUAAUUUAUUCAGUACAAUGUCCAAGUCUGUGACAGUCAAUGGAAGUGAUGUUGGUGGUUGUGAGAAAAUACGUGAAUCUGUUGAAGAAGGUGGAAUCAAUUCAUUAAAUGAAUUAUAUGAUAAUAAUGGUACAUUUCCACAUCGACAUUAUCAAAAUAAAAAUCAUGGUAACACCUUGAAAAAAAUAGAGGAUGAUCGAAUAUCCGUUAAUAAUACUUCUUUGACGAAUUGUUCAUCGCAAAUUAUUUAUCAUGGUAUAAGCAAUACAUUUUCAGAUUACAGUUCAUUCAGUCCAUCUUCUAGGAUUACAUAUACAACUAAUAGUUAUGCUAGCAGUAGUAGCACACAUGGUUUAAUUCCAGGUCAAUCUCAAGAAAUGACCAUUCAAUCAUCAAACGAUGAUCAGCUUUUAUCUAAUCAAAUUCAAGAUGGUAUUCUCAUGAAAAUACUGAAUACUAUACAACAGUUAACAGCUAAACUUGAUGCACACGUUGAUCCUCCUGAAGUAAUUCAAAAUUGUCGAGCUAUUCAAGCGUGUCUAGAUACAAUAACUGCUAUAAGGAGAGCCAAAUCAAAUCAGAUCAAUAUCGAUAAACCAAACGAAUCAUAUUCAACUACUAAGCAUACAGAUUCAAAUGAUAAUCUACAAUACAGAGAAUGCACUUCCAAGCUUCAAGAAAAUUCUCAACUUUUGUUGCCUAACUUUAUUCAAUCCUAA